AAUAAUUUUCUUGUUAUAUAAAAUUUUAAAAAUAUUUUUUCUAUUAUUUAUUAUAUAAAAUAUAAAAUGAUUAGACUAAUAAUUUUUUUAAAAAUUUCAUACUAUUUUUAUUGCACUUAAGAAAAAAAUAGUUUAUAAAUGCCCUUGACCGUUUUAACGCGGAUAAAACUGUUAGUUGCUCUAACAUUCAACAUGGCCACCUGAUAUGUAGCAGACGAUACAGGUGGUAUGAAAAAUUGUAAAUAAAAUUCAGUUUUACUUUUAAUUAUGAGUGGACGUGUGCAAAAAGAAAGUGGCGAUGAGUCUGAUCGUAUUGACGAUGCAGUGGAUCCUAGAGUACAGAUUGAACUUGAAAGAUUAAAUACUGCUACUGAUGAUAUUAACAAACUUGAAGUUGAUUUAGAUGAAGCAAGAGCAACUUUUAGAGAAUUACUUUGUGAAUCUACAUUAAAAAUUGAUAGCUUAGCUAAGAAACUUGGUACAUGUAUUGAUAAAUCUAGGCCAUAUUAUGAUGCUAGAUUUAAAGCAAAAGAAGCUUUACAUGAAACACAAAAGGCUGCAAUUAGAUUUGAAAGAGCAAAUAGUCAGCAUGCAGCAGCAAAAGAAAUGGUUUAUUUAGCUGAAGAAGGAUUAAGAACUGAGGGAAGAUGUUUUGAUCAUGCUUGGCAGGAAAUGUUAAAUCAUGCAACUGCCAGAGUUAAUGAAUCUGAGCAUGAGCGAGCUUUAUCAGAAGCAGAACACAGACACACUACUGCACUAUAUCAUAAAGCAGAACAUGAAGUUCAAAGAUUACAACGUGAACUAAAACGUGCAAUUGCUAAAUCUAGUAUGGGUGCACGUCGCAGCUUGCUUCUGAUAAACAGUAUCGCCUACAGGCACAACUUGCUCAUGUUGCCAUAUUACGAAAUGAAAGCGCAUUUUAAUCAAAUGUUGGAAGAACAAAAAUUAAGAGUAAGUGCAUUAGAAAGAUCAGUUGGUGAAGCUAAAAUGACUUAUGCAGAAGCACUCAGAAAUUUAGAAAAAAUCAGCGAUGAAAUUCACAGGACUAGAAAAUAUGAUGGAGCGGAUGAUUUUGAUAAAUCCUCGAGAGAUAACAUUGAUCAACAACCUUCUUUACAACCCAAUACAACAACUUCAACUGAUUCUAGUGUUACUGGAUCACCUGAUAGUACAGAUUAUACUAGUGAUGAAUACUUACGCCUUCCUGAUAAGAUGAGUCCUAAUAUGCAAUGCCCUGUGCCUACAAGAAUCGAUAGAGAGCCUUCUUCUGAAUAUUUGGGCCUAAGCAAUUUAAAUCUCUCAUCCACAGAACCUCGAAAAUAUAUAAAGCGAGACCGUCCAAAAAGCAUUGCAGCAACUGAUACAAAACAUAUCAUAACGUUAAAUCAAACAAGUUCUUCAACUUCAAGAUUAUCAGACUUAUCAAAUAUUCUUUCUCCUAUAGAAAAACGAGUAAAAAUACAAACACCAGUAGAUACAAAAAAUACUAAUACUACAGUACAAAAUGGAGAGGAAUGGACAGAAAUUAGUUUAAAUAAUUCUCCAGACGAGAUAUAUUACAAUAAUGAAGUAUAUUCCGAUGAUGAAGAUCAAAUUCCUUACAAACCAUUACCAAUGGACUUAAGUCCGGAAAGUAAUAAUCCACCUAAUGGUGCAAAUAUUGAAUCAUUCAAUGAAUUAUCUAGUCGAAAAAAAUUAAUAACUCAAAAAUCAUUACCUACCAUGCCAAAAGGAAACGAAAUUAGUUUAAGCAAUGAAAAGAAAAUAGAAGUAACAAGAAGUCCAUCAAUAAAAAAUAAAAGUAAACUUGAUACUAGUUUAACUAAUUGGAUAACCAGAAGUUCUGCUGGUAGUGAGGCUAGUGGAGGCAGUUCAGCUAAUUCGAGUAGAAGACAAUCUCUUGAUAUGUUAUGGAGUGCCGGCACGGGAGAAAAAGUAAAAGAAUUUCUCAAUCAUGGAAUGAUGAUAUUGAACAUAUCUAGCCUUACAGAUCGACGUUCUAAUGAACCAAAGAUAGUAGAUAGAGAUAAGGAAAAAUGUGAAAAAUCCGAAAAAGUAGAAGGAAAAGGAAAAAAAGUUCCUAGUCCAUUGGAAAAAACAAUGACCUAUCUUAAUGCUGAUGAAGAAACAUCCGAUAGUGAAAGUUUAGCAAGUGUGGAAAUGUUAACGGAGGAUCAGAUUUCUUCACUUAUGAUGGAACCUGAUAUGAAUCAAGUAUGUCAAGAAAUUUUAGGAACACCUUUAGUUGAAGUGUGUCCAUUAUUGCAACAAUUACAACAACAACAAUAGCAUUACUUUUCUUGACAUUACUGAUUUAAUCCAAUUGAAACAAAAAAAAUAAUAGAAAAUGUUCAGAAACUAUAAUAAAAAAAACGAAUUAAGGGAUAGCUUUAUUUAUUAUUAAAAUUAGUGCAAUUAGUUUCUGCACUUUUAUUAUAUGUAUAUGAUAGAAACAGAAGAUUUAAUUUUCGAGCAUGGAUCUUUUUUUUCUAUUUUAAAAAAUCAUCGUGAUUUGAAUCGCUUCAUUAAAUUGUUAUAUAUAACAACUGCAUGUCAUUUGAAUAAUACAUAAUUUGUAAAUAUAAUAAACAUUCAUAAAGCAUAUAUUAAUAUUUAAUUUUUAUUGAUUAUCAUAUUGAAUUUAUUUACAUAUAAUAUUUAGUAUGUCUUAUCAAAAUUGAAUCAUUAAAAAGAUGACAUUUAGAGAAUUUUUAAUAAUUGUUAUACAUAAAAAUUAUUUUUUUGUUCAUUUCGCUCAUAUAAAUAUGUUGAUGUACCUGUAAAGUAAUAAUAAGAGAAAAAAAGAGAAAUGAAGAAAGUAAAAUUUCUCAUGAAGUUUUUAGAUCAAAGAUCCAUCGAUUAGAAAAUCUUUUGUCUCUCUACGUUAAGAGUACAACUGUAUAAGCAAUUCAUUUUUUAUAUUGCUAAAUAUGCAAGAGCAAAUGUCAGUUGAAAAUUAAGAUAUAAUAAUUAUAAUCUCCUUCAAAGUGCUAAGUAGAAUUUAUUAGGUAAGAGAAUAUGAUUCUAAAUAGAAAAUUGACGGCUUUGAUAAGCAUGAUAUUCCAGAUACUUAAGCUUUAAUAUAAUUGUAAUAAUGUUCAUCUACCAAAGCUCAGCAGAACAUUUUUAAAGAAUUUUUCUUUAAUUCUGAUAAUGAAGUAUAUAAUAUUUAUUACUAUGUACCUUAUAGUUAACAAAAUAUGUAAAUCAUAAUUAAUAUAUUUGAAUAAUUGGAUCAUGCAUUUAGACAAUCUAACUAUGAAUCAGUUUUAAUGUCUGUUAUUUAAUUAUUAAUUAGUAAAUAUCUAAAUAUAAUUUGUAAAUUUAUUUUAUGAAAAUUAAGAUUAAUUUCAAAUUUCUCCUAUUAUAUAUACAAUUAGAUAUGCAAUUAGAAAUUUAAUAUUUAGAAAAGUUGGAUUGUUUAAUUGCAUUAAAAAGUAGUCUAUAAAAAAUGCAUGCAGUAUGCCAUUUAAAAAAGAGUAAUAUAUACAAAUAUGUAUAUGUAUAUGUAUAUACAUAUAUAUACAUAUACAUAUACAUAUGCAAAUAUUAUUUAUUUUUAUUGCAUAAUUUUCUGUAAACAGUAUUUGUUAAUACUAUAUUAAAUAAGAUUAACACAUUUUUCUAUGAACAAAUAAAAUACGUCAAAUAGAUGACCUUAUUACAUGAAGAAAACUAUACCAAAGAUAAAUAAAAUACAAUUUAAGAUAAACAAAUAAGUGCAAUACAAAUUUUUGAUAAUGAUUUAAUCAGAUCAUUUUUUUUUUAAUCUUACAAAAUUUAAAAAUAAGAAUAUGAUAAAUUCAUAUUAAUUGAAAGUUUCUAUUCUACUACUAUUUAUCAUGACAUUAUAUAAUUUGUGUGUAUAUAUAUAUAGAUUGUAAAAAAAAUGUAUAUCUUUUAAUGACAAAUAUUUUUCAAAAAUAAUUAUUUUUGAAUAUUUCUUUCGAAAAAUUUGAUAAAAUUUUUUAAUUCAUUUAGUUCUUUACAAAAGAAUAAACUGAAAGAUAUAUUAAUUCUUAUUUGUUCUAUUGUAAUAUAGUUAUAUAAUUAUAUAAUUUUAUAUAAAUUGAAUUAUUAAAUCAUGCAAAAUUCUUUAAUAAAUACGCGCGCGUGUUAUAAAUAAACUAUUAUAUAUUUGAAAUUUGAAACCAUUGCCGUCGAAACUUAUAUAAUUAUAUUGUUAUCUUGCAAGUUAAAAAUGAUCAUGCUCCUAAAUAUUUUAUUAGAUAUUUUUUUGCCUAAAAAUUAACGAUAAUAAUGUUGCAUAUAAUGCAAGCGCGUAACUAUUAAUAGUGAUUGUAAAUAUAUAACAUUGUAUAUGUGAUUGUAACUAUGUAUAUAUAUAUAUUAUCAUCUUCAUUAAAAUACGGUUGCAAAAAUACAUAGAUAAUGACAGAUUA
Molecule: messenger RNA, 4403 nt
Organism: Apis cerana (Asiatic honeybee)
Lineage: Eukaryota; Metazoa; Arthropoda; Insecta; Hymenoptera; Apidae
Biological process (GO): intracellular signal transduction
Cellular component (GO): cytoplasm
Molecular function (GO): protein kinase inhibitor activity
Source: RefSeq, a predicted model, not a curated record